GCUUUCGACAAGAUAUUUCCUGGUAAUCCUCAUCUUUUCUGUUACAAGCACUUGGUGCAUAACCUUAUGACUAAAUACAACGGUAAAGGCUCUUCUGUUUUGAAAGAUGAUGUUAAAAAGAAGUUUUUUGAGUUGGCAUAUUCAUGCACUGAAAAGGAAUAUCGUUUUCAUUUGAGAGAGUUGAGAGAAGCUGGUGGUGCUGAUAUUAUAGAUCCGUUUCUUGCUGAUCUGCCUGUUCAAAAUUGGUGCCGUGCAUUUUUCCCUGGAUGCCGUUAUGGAAUUAUGGCUAAUAGUAUAGCUGAAUCUUUUAAUGCUUGGUUUGCUGUUGAACGGGAGAUGCCAGUGUACACUAUGCUUGAUCAGACUCGGAUUAGGGUGAUGCAGAUGAUGGGUGAGAGGAGAGACGAGGCACAGCUUUGGACCUCGCAACUUACUCCUGUUAUGGAGGGUCGUUUGAAAGAAGGUAUGGAGAAAGCUUGCCGUUUCAAUGUGCAUUACUCCCAUACAAAUGUUUAUACUCCUUCGUGCUCAUGUAAAAAAUGGGAGAUUAACUGCUUCCCUUGCUGCCACGGUCUUGCUGCAAUUCAAGCUGCCUCAUUGGAUGUUUAUGCUUUUAUGGAUAAGUAUUUUUAUGUUGAUUAUUACAAGAAGUGUUAUGAUUUUCCAAUUUAUCCAAUAUCUAAUGUUGAUAUGGCUUCUUCGGAAUCUGCAAGUAAUGACUACAUACUUCCUCCAAAUGCAAAAAGGCCUCCCGGGAGGCCUAGGCUCAAGAGGUUCAAGUCUAGAGGAGAGUGUGAAAAGAAGCUCAUUCGUUGCGGCCGAUGUGGCAAAAUGGGACAGCAUAACAAGAAGACCUGCACUGAACCUAUUUGAAUUUGAAUGUAAAGCUGUCAAUUGUUUUAGCAUUCUGACUGGCUGUAUUG
Molecule: messenger RNA, 923 nt
Organism: Rosa chinensis
Lineage: Eukaryota; Viridiplantae; Streptophyta; Magnoliopsida; Rosales; Rosaceae
Exons: 2
Coding region: 67-873 (268 amino acids)
Molecular function (GO): zinc ion binding
Source: RefSeq, a predicted model, not a curated record